Molecule: messenger RNA, 429 nt
Organism: Macadamia integrifolia
Lineage: Eukaryota; Viridiplantae; Streptophyta; Magnoliopsida; Proteales; Proteaceae
Product: 14 kDa proline-rich protein DC2.15-like
Exons: 1
Coding region: 1-429 (142 amino acids)
Source: RefSeq, a predicted model, not a curated record
AUGGCUUCCAAGGCAAUUGCAUCAAUUGCCAUUCUCUUGACCCUUAACCUUCUCUUCUUCACUAUGGUCUCUUCCCAAUGCCUAACACCUCCACCACCAAAGUCAUUGUCACCUAAACCAAGCCAAGCCAAGCCAAGCCAAGCCAAGCCAAGCCCUAAGCCAGUAGGUAAGGGAAGUUGCCCAAAGGACACCUUAAAGUUUGGUGUUUGUGCUAAUGUUCUAAAAAACUUGGUCAACAUAGUACUGGGAAAGCCACCCAAGAUCCAUUGCUGCACUCUCAUUAAAGGUCUGGUUGAUCUUCAUGCUGGUUGCCUUUUCACCGCCAUGAAAGCAAACGUCUUGGGCCUUAACCUCAAUAUCCCAGUUUCCUUGACCUUGCUUCUGAACUACUGUGGAAAGAAGGUCCCAUCUGGCUUCCAGUGCACCUAG